CUCAAGAUUUGUAGGGGUAGGACGUGUGCGCCACAUCCCCUGCGCACUCACCACUUACUCCUGCUGGUGACAGCAGUUUACGUUACCAUUGUUGGCCAGUGUGUAUGGUAAAUUAUGAAGACGAGCAUUCAAAAAAAUAAUUUUCUAUCAAUGCAAAUUACACUUCAAGCAAGAAAAUAAUUUUCAAAUACGUACAAGUGAAAACAAAAUGCAUUUCUUCAGUUGACGAAUUUAUAUUAAUUAAUCGAAGUAACAAAAAUAAGAAAAAGGCUAGAAGAAAUAAAAGCUGUUACAAAAUUUAUGAUCUAAAUGCCUGAUUCAAGAAAAGAUUGCGCUGCUAUUCGCAGGCGCCGACUAUGUUCGACUCGACUAAAGGCGCAUUGCUCAUAGCGCCAUCUCUUUUUAACAGUUCUUGCUGGCAACACGGUAAAGGCUGGCCUUCUACCUUUCCAGCGCCAGCGGAUAUUUUGAAAGCAUUCUUCAUAUUUGCGCUCUCAAUGGCAAUAGUAUUCGGCAAUUUGGUACUGAUCUGUGUAUUGAAUAAUCGGCGAUAUAUUAAAUAUAUUGAUAAUCAGCCACGGUAUCUUCUGACUUCACUCGCUCUCAACGAUUUAUUCACGGGUAUCUUGAUAGCUCCGGUGGCUCUUCUGCCAGCCCUUUACAAGUGUUGGCCCUACGGAGAAAUAUUCUGUCAGAUACAGGCCCUCUUACGCGGAGCAGUGAGCCAACAAAGUGCUGUUAUUUUAGUGUGCAUGGCAAUCGACAGAUAUUUAUAUUUAUUACACCCUAACACUUACCACAAACAUUCCAGUAAAAAGGGUUGUGUACUGGUUAUAAGUAUAACGUGGAUUUUGUCUGUUUCAUUAUUUGCAAUAAUGGUUCUUCCACGGUCUGGGUAUUACUUCAAUUCUACAGGAUUGAUGGCUUGUGACGUAUUUCAUAGUAGGGUUGCAUUCAGAAUACUCUCGUGUUGUGCUUACUAUUUUCCAACUACAAUGGCACUCAUGUAUUGCUAUGGAUCGGGCUUCCAUGUAAGCAAGAACAGAAGCAAAUGCGACCAGGACUCGACGAGAUCCAAUGGUGUACCAGUGCCUUGUAAUAAGAACUCUCGUGGCGAACACGACAUCAUGCAAAUACCAGUACCAGUGCGACCACACAGCGUCAGCACAUCGCGUACUAUGGCGGCUAUGUCCCUGGGAUUCAUUGUUAUGGUCACUCCGGCUACUAUCCAGGAAGUCGUCGCAGCAUGUACCGGCUGUAAGGUACCACCAUCUCUGGAUUUCAUCGUUACAUGGCUGGCAUUGAGCAACAGUUUUUGGAAUCCUUUUCUUUAUUGGCUUCUCAAUAGUCAUUUUAGAAGAAUCAGCAACGAUCUCCUUCAAUACUAUGUUUGUUGCAGAAGAACUAAAUCAUUUCCAAGCUAUGAAAAGCCAACAGGUUGCUGUGGGUCACCCGUCACAUCCGAUGGCCUUCAUUCGAAGGGAGAAUUUGAAGGUCUUGGAGAGAAAUAUUGGGGAGAAAUAUUAGAACGUACUGUUUCUUCAACUUCCUUACACGCUAUUCAAAAAGCCUGUCAAAGGGAUCCGCUUCGGUGCACCGGAUCAUUUAAAGGUUGUCCAAGUGGAACAUGUAAACAAGAUCCAAGAUAUUUCGAUGGUUAUGGGCCAACAGAUUACAGGCAGCUGGAUAGAUCUGCAUUUCAAAUUGAAUCAUGUUCACGACAGUGUAGAAUGAAGAACUCAGAUUUCUGUUUGUUUAGACCCAGCCCAGGUUUUGAAUGUGGCCGUUCGCGAUCUAAUUUAAGUUUAGACGAAGGAAACUUCAACAAAACUUGUAAUAAUCGACAUCCAGAGUUGUGAGAAUUUCGAAACUGUCCGGUCUUCGGGCACAGAAGUAAUAGCAUAGGUAUGUAUCCGGGGGUGGAACAUUUUAACUCUAAUAUUAAGUGGAAAUUUGAUGACUCACCAGGUGUCGAUGAGGACUUACAAACUCUGGAACAAAAUCUUG
Molecule: messenger RNA, 2007 nt
Organism: Galleria mellonella (greater wax moth)
Lineage: Eukaryota; Metazoa; Arthropoda; Insecta; Lepidoptera; Pyralidae
Product: trace amine-associated receptor 8b
Exons: 10
Coding region: 357-1859 (500 amino acids)
Biological process (GO): neuropeptide signaling pathway
Cellular component (GO): membrane
Molecular function (GO): corazonin receptor activity
Source: RefSeq, a predicted model, not a curated record